AUGGACGAUCCGCAGAAGCGGGCAAAUGGAAUGGACUGGGGCGUUGCUCGCUGGCGGAGCGAGGGCUCGCGGAGGGACUCGCUUGGCCCCAGUUCUCUAAACCUGAUGAAAUCCCUGGUGCUUGAAACUACUUUUGUACAGCCUGCACAAGCUCAUCCCUUCACCGUUAGGAAGCAAAGACCAAGCGCUUGUUGUCCGUGGUACGGCGCCAGCAGCGCAACGCGGCUACUGCGCAGAAACCUGCACCGACGCCCAGGAGCUUUCGUGCUACACCUCAGCGCGAAAAAGGUUCGUGAGCUGGUACGCAUCCGGUUGUAUCCUUCAGACUUGAGUUUUCGCUGGAACGCGUGUCGCUUCUGUUUCUGGUUAAAGUGCAGGUAUGGGGUGGCGAUGCGGCCUCCGUUUCCUGAGGUCUUCAACCAUAUCGAUGCGGCUAUGAAAGAAGCAUUUCAUGGGAGAAACCUUCGCUCGGUCGCAAGUAUCCCAGAUGAUUGGCCAGACGGAACCAUCGACUGCUCCUCCGCGAUCGAAAACGUGCGCUCACAAGAGUUCGAGGUGACGACGCACGCGUGGGUACGCUUCACGAUCACAGGUCGACUUGAUGGGCUCAUCCGCUUCCAAGAUGAGACGCUGGGUGUCCUGGACUUUAAGGUUUCUCGGGCGGAGACAUCCAAACUGCAGGAAACGUAUGCGAUGCAGUUACAUGCGUAUGCUUUUGCACUGGAGAAAGCCGCGAACCUCCUCGAUGCCGAUGACACGAGCAUAGCACCGGUGCCUCUGCCUCCAGCGGUGCCUCGGCUUGCGCUCAUCGUUUUCCGACCCGAUGGAUAUGAGCUCUUACCGUCGAGUCACGAGAGCUGUCUCCGAGGCCAGACGGAGUUCAUUCCCAUUGAGCGGGAUGAUGAAGGCUUCUACGCACUCUGCCAAGAGAUCGCUGCAUUGUUUGAGCGCCCCGAGCCGCCGGCCCCGAGCAAGCAUUGCGAAACCUGUAGCUUUUACGCUGCUCGCUAUCCAUUUCAGUCCUAG
Messenger RNA from Cyanidioschyzon merolae strain 10D, 1026 nucleotides. RefSeq lists its product as hypothetical. Bases 1 to 1026 code for a protein of 341 amino acids. The record is from RefSeq and is a predicted model, not a curated record. Lineage: Eukaryota; Rhodophyta; Bangiophyceae; Cyanidiales; Cyanidiaceae. The transcript has a single exon.